Molecule: messenger RNA, 4731 nt
Organism: Heterocephalus glaber (naked mole-rat)
Lineage: Eukaryota; Metazoa; Chordata; Mammalia; Rodentia; Bathyergidae
Gene: Mctp2
Product: multiple C2 and transmembrane domain containing 2
Biological process (GO): regulation of neurotransmitter secretion
Cellular component (GO): synaptic vesicle membrane
Molecular function (GO): calcium ion binding
Source: RefSeq, a predicted model, not a curated record
CAGAAGGAGCACAAAUUGAAGUAGGAUCACAGUGGGAAGAAAAAGAGGAAGAAAAAGAAUGCUUGGGAAAGAAGCAAAAGGCAAAUAUUUGUUAAGCACCCUAGGGACAAUGACUGCAGGAAGCCACCUGUAGGGGAUUUACCCUCAGGGCAGCUGCCCGGCCUCCCCGCCGGGCUUAACCCUGCAGACACCUGGCUCAGAAAGCCGAUCUCCGCGCCCUGGGGGGCUGGCUUCCACGCGCGAUCGCGCUAACGUGGCACUGGUGGCAUCGGCUGCCUAGCUUGGGUACCUCUUCCCGGGGUUGCGGCGGUAGAAAGAGAGCCUGCUCUCCGCCUCUAGAUCUUUUAGGGAGCUACUGGAGCAAAGUGAACUCUUCCGGCUGUGGGGCAGCAAGGGUUAUUAAAAGAGGACGAGGGUGGCUUUCGCUCCUGGGGACUUUUGGGACACACCUUCCUCUUCCUGUGGGCCGAGGCAGAUGAGUGACUGAGAACCUGUCCCAGCCAGCGCCCUGCACCCGUCCGGCGCCUUCUCCGAGCACCUGGCGAGCUCCGCUGUGACGCGCGCCGCCUCCUCCCCCUGAAGGCGGGGCUCCCGGGGAGGCGAGGAAGUCCGUGGCCCGGUGAUGCCCCCGCCCCACGCGGCAGGCUGCUCCACGCUCCGGGGCAGCGACGACGGCGACGCCAGGGCCACGGCUGGUCCCGCGAGGGUGAAAGGCGAGCACCCGCCGACUCUGCGGUCCCGGGACGCGGCCUGGACAGGAGUCACUGCAUUUAUUUUUCCAUAGAGGUACUCACUUUUGAGGAGUGAAUUCUUGGUUCUUCAUGCGGCCAUGGAUCUGGAUAAACCAUCUGUCUGGGGGUCAUUAAAACAGCGGACCAGGCCAUUGUUAAUCAACUUGAGCAAGAAGAAGGUGAAAAAGAACGCAAACAAACCCCUAGACUUAAGGGCAGGGCAUCACCUGGACCGGGGCCUCAGUCUGUCGGUUCCUGACCUCCUGGAGGCUGAAGCCCUGGUUCCAGAAGGCCACCCUUACUCGGGACCCCAUUCCUCCUAUACCUCAGUGCCCAGCAGCCUGUCCACAGCAGGGAUUGUCCCCAAGAGUAGCAGCAGCUCCUUGAAACAAUCUGAAGAAGAACUGGAUUGGAGCCAGGAAGAAACAAGAAAUCUGCAUGCAGUGGAGACAGAUUCAGAAGAGAUCUAUGCCUCUCCCACUGAGGAGAGCUGGGUCUCCAGCCAAGGCCUCCUGGAUCUCCACAGACCUCCCCUGGGAGGCGAUGCCCCAGAAGAGCCAGAGAAACUACCGGGCAAUGGUGACUUGAACGCUUCCAUGACAUCCCAACAUUUUGAAGAACAAUCUGCUCUUGGGGAAGCUGGUGAUGGCUUGAGUAACCUUCCCAGCCCUUUUGCGUACCUUCUCACCAUCCACCUGAAGGAAGGCCGCAACCUGGUGGUCCGAGAUCGCUGUGGCACAAGUGACCCCUAUGUGAAAUUUAAACUGAAUGGAAAGACGCUGUACAAAAGUAAAGUCAUAUAUAAGAACCUGAACCCAGUUUGGGAUGAAAUAGUUGUGUUGCCAAUACGAAGUCUUGAUCAAAAGCUACGUGUGAAGGUAUAUGAUCGAGAUUUAACCACAUCUGAUUUCAUGGGUUCUGCAUUUGUCAUUCUCAGUGAUCUUGAGCUUAACAGAACGACUGAACAUAUUUUAAAACUGGAAGAUCCAAACAGUUUAGAAGAUGACAUGGGAGUGAUUGUGUUAAAUCUGAACUUAAUAGUAAAACAAGGUGAUUUCAAGAGACAUCGUUGGUCAAAUCGGAAGCGGUUGAGUGCUAGCAAGUCCUCUUUGAUACGCAAUCUACGGCUCUCAGAGUCCUUGAAAAAGAACCAGCUCUGGAAUGGGAUUAUAAGUAUAAUUUUGUUGGAAGGGAAGAACAUCUCAGGAGGAAAUAUGACCGAGAUGUUUGUUCAAUUAAAACUGGGAGAUCAGAGGUACAAAAGUAAGACACUGUGUAAGAGUGCAAAUCCGCAGUGGCAGGAACAGUUUGACUUUCACUACUUCUCUGACAGGAUGGGCAUUUUAGACAUCGAAGUGUGGGGAAAGGACGGCAAAAAACACGAGGAGCGCCUGGGCACGUGUAAAGUGGAUAUUGCUGCUCUCCCUUUGAAGCAAGCCAACUGCCUGGAGCUGCCCCUGGAGAGCUGCCUGGGGGCCCUCCUCUUGUUGAUCACACUCAGGCCCUGUGUGGGUGUCUCCGUCUCGGAUCUCUGCGUCUGCCCCUUAGCGGAUCCAAUGGAAAGAAAGCAGAUUUCCGAGCGAUAUUGCUUACGGAACUCCUUGAAAGAUAUGAAGGAUGUUGGCAUUUUACAAGUAAAGGUUUUAAAGGCAGUAGAUCUCUUAGCAGCGGAUUUCUCAGGGAAGAGUGAUCCUUUUUGCUUGCUGGAGUUAGGCAAUGACCGACUUCAGACACACACCAUUUACAAAAACCUCAACCCUGAGUGGAACAAAGUUUUUACAUUUCCCAUUAAAGACAUCCAUGACAUUUUGGAAGUGACAGUGUUUGAUGAAGAUGGAGAUAAACCCCCUGAUUUUCUUGGAAAAGUCGCCAUUCCCUUGCUGUCUAUUAGAGAUGGAGAACUAAAUUGUUACGUGUUGAAGAACAAAGAUUUAGAACAAGCCUUUAAAGGAGUCAUCUACUUAGAGAUGGAUCUCAUAUAUAAUCCGGUCAAGGCCAGUAUUAGGACCUUUACUCCCAGAGAAAAACGCUUUGUUGAAGAUAGCCGCAAGCUGUCCAAAAAGAUCUUAUCAAGAGACAUAGACCGUGUGAGAAGACUCAGUGUGGCUAUAUGGAAUACAAUACAGUUCCUUAAAAGCUGCUUCCAGUGGGAGUCCACACUAAGAAGUACGAUAGCAUUCGUGGUAUUUUUGGUCACUGUCUGGAAUUUUGAACUGUACAUGAUCCCCCUGGCGUUGUUGCUGCUGUUUUUCUACAAUUUCAUCAGACCUAUGAAAGGGAAGGCCAGCAUCACCCAGGAUAGCCAGGAGAGCACAGACAUGGAGGAGGAGGAGGACGACGAGGAUGAUAAGGAAUCUGAGAAAAGGGGGCUCAUUGAGAGAAUCUAUAUGGUACAGGAUAUUGUGUCAACUGUUCAAAACAUCUUGGAAGAAAUAGCUUCUUUUGGCGAAAGAAUUAAAAACACCUUUAACUGGACAGUCCCUUUUCUUUCUGUGCUGGCCUGUUUGGUGCUGGCCAUGGCUACCAUCAUUUUGUACGUGAUUCCGCUGCGGUACAUCAUUUUAAUCUGGGGCAUAAAUAAAUUUACUAAGAAGCUCCGAAAUCCCUAUUCCAUCGACAAUAAUGAGCUACUAGACUUCCUCUCCAGGGUACCAUCGGAUGUUCAAAAGGUGCAGUACUCAGAACUGAAACUCUGCAGCAGCCACAGCCCCCUUCGGAAGAAGCGCACCACUCUGGGUCCACACUGACUUUCAACGCCAGCUCCCUGUACUGUGUGGUUGACUAGACCAAUGUCAUAGCAGUGGCACCCAUGGUGCCCUGAAAUGCUGUGUGGAGCCCAUUCUGUAUUCUCCCCCACUUCUUCUUGUGCACAGAUGCACAAACAACUGCACAAACAUCCCCACACAGGUUUCCUCAUCGCAUUGACUGUCAGCCCAGCACAAAGAACCAGACCUGAGACUGUGAAAGACUCCCAUCCAUUCGCAAAUAGGAAAUGAACCAAGACUUCCAUGGGAUGUGGAUGACUAUCUUCCCUGAGAACCACCAGGAGGACACACGGAUUCAAGAGUGACUUUCAACUUGUUUUCAAACCUCCUACAGAUUCUAAUUAAGAUGCAGUCAUUUCCGUUCUCCACCUCCAUGCACACUCCUUUCAGAUUAUUGUCCUAGUAACUUUCUUCCAAAUUAACAAGUCUUUGGUAGCUAUGGUCUGUCCAGAGAACGUAUAUUCUAGAAAGACUCUUUAAUGAUUAGAAGAGUUAACCCAAAUCUUUAGAAGUUUUUCAGCUGCGGUCACAAAGGAAAUGUGAAUUUUUAGUGAUGUUUUGGUGCUGGGUGCAACCUAUAUCAUGGUCCAUUGCUGGCGAUGGAUAUCCCAAGGGAUCCCUCUUUGAAAGAAUGGUAGCUUCACAAAAAAAAUUAGUUGCUUUAAAAUACUGUUUCUGCUGACUUCAUUCUUUAUUUCCAAAAUGUCAGGACAUAUAUUCAGAGAACAGGUUGGGAGAAGAAUGGAUUCAUUCUGCAUAGUUAAAAGUAGAAGAAACUAAUAAGUGGGGCUACUUGCCUAACUAUCAUAAUCAUUUCAUUUGCCCAAAUAUUUUGAGCAGAAAAUUAAAAUAUAAAUUUGGAUAACCAAAGUACUUUAUUAUCUCCAGGCCCCAAAUUAUCUAUAUACAAUAAAAAACUAUUUUAGGACCAAAUUCUUAGAGAAAUACCACACACCUGUACACCCAAUUCCACAAUACUCUCCCAUCAUGUAAAAAUUUUGAUUUGUGCCUAUAUAAAAUAUAUGCAAAUAUCCUUCUGUUCAAAUAUUUAAGCAUUACAGACUGAAUUUCAUUGACACAUACUUUGUAUGUGCAGUUUUAUAUAUGUAUAUGUAUUAUAAAAAAUUAAGGUAAAAAUGAUCUAAUAGUUACUAUGUUUUUUUUUGUCUCUGGGUUGUAAUUUAAUUAUCUUCAAACAAAAUGUUUCUGAAAAAUGCCAAAGAUUCUAAACCUUA